Messenger RNA from Benincasa hispida (wax gourd), 1605 nucleotides. RefSeq names its product AT-hook motif nuclear-localized protein 13-like. Gene Ontology annotation, molecular function: minor groove of adenine-thymine-rich DNA binding. The record is from RefSeq and is a predicted model, not a curated record. NCBI's taxonomy places the organism in Eukaryota, Viridiplantae, Streptophyta, Magnoliopsida, Cucurbitales, Cucurbitaceae.
UGUUCAUAAAGGCAUAAAAUAAACCCUAAAAAAAUAGAAAAUUUAAAAUCGCCAUUCUUUCUUUAUUUCGAAGCUCUGUAACUUCCUUCACUAUUUCUUCUUCUUCUUCCUCAUUCUCAACUUUCACUCAAAUUUCGCAUUUCUAAGAAUAAGGAGAAAACCCAAGAAUCAGAAGAAUCUUGAUACUCUGAUUCAAACUCUCUGUUUCUUGAUCCUGUUUUUUUUUUUCUUUCUUUCUUUCUAUGGAUUCACUUGAUACUCCACCUCCACCACUUUCUGCACCGUCCAACAUGGCGGUCGGAGGUCAGCAGGCGUAUUCCCCCGCCAUGUCCAAUGCCAACAACAAUGCCUCUCUAAAUCAACCUUCGACUCAAAUGAUUCCGUCUUCAUCGCGAUUUCCCUUCAACCACCCUGUGAUCGCACCUACACCCAUGCCUUUGGAUUCUCUGAACGUUUCUCCCUACGACGGAUCGCAUUCCGGAAAUUUUACCGUUGAUUCCGGUAAGAAAAGGAGAGGCCGGCCGAGGAAAUACGCGCCUGAUGCUAACAACAUUGCCUUGGGUUUGGCACCUACUACUGUUGUUACGUCUUCUGUUCCUCACGGGGAUUUGAGCGUUACUCCUGAUUCGGAACAGCCGGCUAGAAAAGCUAGGGGAAGGCCGCCGGGGUCCGGAAAGAAGCAGACGAAUGCUCUUGGUUCAGGCGGUACUGGUUUUACUCCUCACGUCUUAUUGGCAAAGCCCGGAGAGGAUGUAGCAGCCAAAAUUUUGUCCUUCUCACAGCAAGGACCACGAACUGUCUUUAUUCUCUCUGCAAAUGGUACUCUCAGUAAUGCUACCCUUCGACACUCAGCAUCAUCUGGUGGUUCUGUGUCAUAUGAGGGCCACUAUGAUAUCAUCUCUCUGUCAGGCUCGUUUUUGCUGACGGAGAAUAAUGGAACUCGAAGUAGAACAGGUGGUUUGAGUGUGUUGCUGGCUGGAUCAAAUGGACAAGUUCUUGGUGGUGGAGUUGCAGGAAUGUUAAUGGCAGGUUCUCAAGUACAGGUGAUUGUGGGAAGUUUUCUAGAGGAUGAUAAAAAAUCCAACACAGGUAUGCUGAACUCUGGAUCUUCUGCACCAUCACAAAUGAUAAAUUUUGGUGGUGGUGUAGCAGCAGCAGCAGCAGCAGCCAGCCCUCCAUCGUUAGGGGCAUCGAGCGGGGAGUCGUCGGCUGACAAUGGAGAUAGCCCUCUUAAUAAUAGGCAUCCUGGAAUGUUCAAUAGUUCCAGCCAGCCAAUCCACAAUAAUAUUCAGAUGUAUCAACAAUUAUGGGCAGGCCAAACACAGCAGUGAGGAUUUAUUUUGCAACUAACAGUGAAGUGGAUUAGGAUGAUCUUGCAGUCUGCACACAUUCAACCAUCGUUUUUGUGAAUCUAACUUUUGCAAUUAAUUACCAAAAGCAUUUUACCAGAGGGGCUUCUGGUUGCCUUGCCUUUUUUUUUUUUUUUUUUUAGGUUAUAAUUAAUAUUAUUUCUUUCUCAUUAUCCUCUCUUUCUCUCUUUGUUCAGUUACACUAAAACAUAAUCUCGACUAAAAAAUUAGAGAUUUAGGGUUCGAGUUCGAACUC